This is a messenger RNA of Orussus abietinus, 1794 nucleotides long. Its product is annotated as zinc finger protein 501. The transcript is spliced from 6 exons. The record is from RefSeq and is a predicted model, not a curated record. Lineage: Eukaryota; Metazoa; Arthropoda; Insecta; Hymenoptera; Orussidae. Gene Ontology annotation, molecular function: RNA polymerase II cis-regulatory region sequence-specific DNA binding; zinc ion binding; DNA-binding transcription factor activity, RNA polymerase II-specific. Gene Ontology annotation, cellular component: nucleus. Gene Ontology annotation, biological process: regulation of transcription by RNA polymerase II. Bases 197 to 1705 code for a protein of 502 amino acids.
UCGAGUUUAAUUGUUUCCCUGCUUCAGCCGUGCUCGAGCGCGGCUUCAAACGUUCAAAUAUUCCCGCGGGUACAGUCGUUCGAGAUCUCGAUUCGAACUCGAUACGGCAGUCGACGGUCGACAAGUUCACAUGGUUCGAAUGAUGAUUUUUUUGACAGAUGAUUUUUACCCAGUUCUUUGAAAACACUUGUGAAUUAUGUCAAGCAUUUUCUGCAGACUUUGUAGUCGGACCUGUGAUGAAUAUGUAAAUGUUUUCGAUCAAGAGGGUAUACAUCGGUCGCUGAAGUCUAAAAUGGACUCCUGUUUGAAAAUUUCGGUCUUAAAAGAUGACGUCUUACCGAAGUCGGUUUGUACACCGUGUUGUUCUAAAUUGGAUAAGUCAUACGAAUUCUUUGAGAUUUCACAAAAUGCUCAAUUAUUAUUAGAAAAAAUAUAUCAUUCUGAAAAAAGGAUUAAUAAAAGUGUUGGCAAUGAGAUCAAGAAUUUUACAAUGACGGAUAGCGAUAAUGAAAAUGCUAGUAUUUCUGAAACCCAAGUGCAUCCUAAAAGAAAAAAGUAUAAACAUAAAUCAACGUUACAAGAUGUUCCUGUAAAUCCACGGUUUUCAGAAUUAUUCCACGGUUACCCAUGGUCCUGCACAAUUUGUGAAGAAGCAAACAUGAAUUCACCGCAGGAAAUGUGCGAACAUUACAAGACAAAGCACAACGAGAUUCCAACGUUUAGGUGUAUUACAUGUGGAAAGCGGUACAAUUUAUACAGGAGCUUCGUCAGACAUUUCAAGAUGCACAGAGAUUCUAGGAAAUACAUUUGCACUAUCUGUGGUAAAUCAUUUGGUCAAAAAAGGAUAUUACGAUCUCAUGCAACAGUUCAUAGCCAUGAAAAACCACACAAAUGCUCGACAUGUGGGAAAGCAUUUAAAAAUUCCAGUUCUCUUUACGUUCAUUGCAAAACACACCAACCAGAUGAAGUUAAAGAAAAAUUCUCUUGUGAAUUCUGCCAAAAAGAAUUCUCAACAAAACAUACUUUAGAAAUCCAUAGAAGGGUUCACACAGGAGAGCGUAAUUUCAUGUGCGACAUUUGUGGCAAAUCGUUCAUAGCUAAAGGAUCUCUAGUUUAUCACCUACAGGGCCAUGACGACACAAAACAUACUUGUUCAACCUGUGGAAAAGCUUUCAAAACUUCAAGACUUCUAACAAAGCACUUGUCAUUGCAUUCAGUAAUGAAGCCUCACCAGUGCGAUGCUUGUGGAAAACAGUUUCGUGAACGUAGUACCUUGAAAGAACAUUCUCGUAUACAUACAGGGGACAUGCCAUAUGGAUGCGAGCAUUGUGGCAAGCGUUUCCGAUUUGCAGGAAUUUUAACGGUAGGCAAACGUACAUAUGUCAAUAUUAAAUUAAUGCAUGUCAUACUUUCUCUAAAAAAUCGUUUGUGUCAUUAUUUACAGGUACACCGAAGACAACACACAGGCGAGAGACCUUAUGCAUGUGCGGAAUGUAAACGUUCUUUUACUAAUUGGGCUAAUUAUAAUAAACAUAUGAAACGUAUACAUAAUUACGAUACAAGCAAUCCAGAAAACAGUAGAAGACGUGCUGCCCUUAGAGCUAUUUUAAACACAACGAUUGCUGAUACUCCAAGUGUUAUUGUUAAUAAAACCGAAACAACAGGAGAAGGUACUGGUAUCACAUAUCAGGGUUCUGACACAUAAGUAUUUACAUUCUGGUUUUAAAUACAUAUCGGUACGAUUAUUGCACGAUUAUUGUGCCAAUGGAAUAAAUCACAUUCCUUCUCUUUUCA